Rosa chinensis is the source of this 972-nucleotide messenger RNA. RefSeq names its product receptor-like protein 2. The record is from RefSeq and is a predicted model, not a curated record. Bases 1 to 972 code for a protein of 323 amino acids. NCBI's taxonomy places the organism in Eukaryota, Viridiplantae, Streptophyta, Magnoliopsida, Rosales, Rosaceae. The transcript has a single exon. Gene Ontology annotation, molecular function: protein binding.
AUGGUGGAUCUUUCCAGCAAUCGUUUACAUGGUGCAGUUUCAUCUUCUUUUUUCCAAGAAGCUUGGAAUGUGACUAGUUUCAGUGUCAGUAACAACACCUUUUCAGGUCCUAUGCCAUCCUCUAUUUGUCAUCCUUCUUCUUCCUCGUUACGACACCUUGAUUUUUCCUUCAAUAAUUUCAAUGGUAGUAUAUCUUUUGGAUUAGGGAAGUGUUCCAAACUGCAGGUGUUCCGUGUUGGUUACAAUUACCUGUCAGGAUCGCUUCCAGAAGAUAUCUUUAAUUCUACCAUACUUGAAGAGAUCUCACUACCUCGGAAUUCAUUGCAUGGAGCAGUGAGUGAUAGAAUUUCCAACCUCACCAACCUUACAACCCUUGAUCUCUCCUAUAACCAAUUGAGUGGCGUGCUCCCUCUCCAUCUUGGGAAGCUCUCCAAGUUGAAACACAUACUCCAUGAUUUCAACUCUCUGGAAGGUUCAUUGCCCCUAUCUCUGAUGAAUUGCACAAACCUCGUUGAACUACGUAUGGGAACCAACAACUUGGGGAGUAAUAUCUCCAUGCUCAAUUUUUCCAUACUUAGCCAACUUAGUAAACUUGACUUGCGGAAAAAUAACUUCUUUGGUAUCUUGCCAAGAAGCAUCUACUCGUGCAAGUUCUUGAAAGCAAUUCGAGUGAGCUACAAUAAUCUAGAGGUUCAAAUACAGCCUGAAAUUCUUUCAUUGAAAUCCCUGUCCUUCCUCUCACUUGGUUGGAACAAAGGUUUGACCAAUGUGACAGGGGCAAUGAAGAUACUGAUGGGUUGCAAAUGUCUCCUAAUGCUUUCCUUGGCAUCUAGUUUUUUAGGUGAGGAAAUGCCGAACGAUGUUGAAAUGGCGGAUUUUAAUGGAUUUCAAAAUCUUCGACUUUUAGAUUUGAGUUCAUGUAACCUUAGUGGUAUAAUUCCUUCAUGGCUAUCGAAGCUGAAAAAGUUAUAG